This is a messenger RNA of Lotus japonicus, 576 nucleotides long. Its product is annotated as defensin Ec-AMP-D2-like. Gene Ontology annotation, biological process: defense response. The record is from RefSeq and is a predicted model, not a curated record. The transcript is spliced from 2 exons. Lineage: Eukaryota; Viridiplantae; Streptophyta; Magnoliopsida; Fabales; Fabaceae. Bases 98 to 334 code for a protein of 78 amino acids.
AUUGCCCUAUUUAAGACAAACUAGCUCCACUAUGUAACUCGCUUCAAACACCAAUUACCUCACUCUCUCUUCAAACUUUCUCACACUCAUCUUCUCCAUGGCUCGCUCUUUGCCUUUGGUUUCCACCAUCUUUGUCUUCCUUCUGCUUCUCGUGGCCACUGAGAUGGGGCCAACAAUGGUGGCAGAAGCUAGAGAUUGUGAGUCUCAGAGUCACCGCUUCAAAGGACCAUGUGUGAGUGACACCAAUUGUGCCUCUGUUUGUCAUGGAGAAAAAUUCUCUGGAGGACAUUGUCGUGGUUUCCGUCGCAGAUGCUUCUGCACUAAACACUGUUAAUUAUAAAGGAGUUACCUUUAUGAAAAAUUAAUCACUAGCUAUGUCAUGAAAGAUGAUGGAUCAAUCACCUUUCAUUAUCUAUCCUCUCAUGUUUUAAAAGACUAAUUUCCGGUUUAGAAUAAAGUUACCCAUUCUAUUAUGGGUCUCUUUGUUUGUCUCUCUUUCUUUUUCUAUCUAUUUUGAUCUUUCGAUCAUGUUAUGGGUGCAAAUGAAUUGAUGAAAUAAAUAUGUAAUUUGUUGUU